AUGGAAGCACAUCUCUACUACGCUGGUCUCCGUGAAAACGGUCGCGGGCCCAAGCUCAUUUACAGAGAUUCUUCCGACGUCUACGAGGAACCGACUGGCCCUGAGGAAUACAAGCGACUCAUGCGCCUAGUCGCCGUUCCAGAUGAGUACGAGUUCAGCCAGGAUGUCUCAUGGGAAAGGAUCCGGGAUAAAGUUGUCGAGCUCCUCGACGAUAAGAGGAUCAAGACCACUUGUGUCGACUUUGUUCGAUUCACCUGGCUCGUCAAGAAGGACGGGGUGAUCGAGGUUGACGAGGGCGAGGGAGAGGACAACUCCGAUGAAGAAGACUUCGACUACGACUCUAUCUCACCUAUCAAGCCUGUCGAGGACGGUGUGCGUCACUACAGCAACCCAACCAUCUGGGUAGGCGUAACCCCCAAUACUACCGCUGCCACUGCAUUCGACGCCACCAAAGACAUCCGUGCCUUCCUCGCCGAGCUCGAUGUCACUAAUAUAGAUAUCGCGUUCCGCGAGACAGUUCCCAAGUCCUCCACUGGACCAGCCCUCUUUGCUCCAGUUGGUAUCGUCAGCCAUCGCAGGGAUUUCAUCGACCCUGUCUCCGUUGCUCUCAGCCUCCCCAUCGCCGGCCUCAAGACAACAAUGCAAGGCACUAUGGGCCCCUACUUCCACGUUGACAACACUCUCUAUGCCAUCACCGUCCGGCACAACCUGUUCCUUGCCGAUGAGGGCAACGACGAGUUCAAUUUCGACAGCUCUGAAGCGAAGAUACAGGUCGUUUUGAUGGGCAACCCUGCCUUCACGGACUAUGUGGAUUCCAUCCAGGCCCAUAUCAAAACGCUCCAGGACUCCAUCAACAUUAUCGAGAAGAAAAUCCCGACGCUCAGACCCAACCUCCCACAGUCGCAGACUGAGCUCGAUGCAUACGAGGCCGAGCGCGUCAGGCUCCGCGCCAGGAUUGACGAGCUCAGGGCCUUCUAUGUGGACAUUAGGAAACGCUGGGGUAAGACCACGCAGCGCGUCAUAGGCCACGUCGUCUGGGCACCCCCAAUUGGAGUUGGUGUUGCUCCUCACCAGUAUACUCGCGACCUUUGCGUAGUCCAGUUGCAUAAGGAAAGGUUCAUGCAUCUGCUCGGGAAUGUGCUUAGUCUUGGCCCUGAGUACACUUCUACGAAGCUGAAGGCGUUGUUGUAUAAACGCGACGAUGUUCAAUCAACCUUUAAUUACCCAGAUGACGGCCUCCUUAUUCUCCGAAACAUCCUCACCGCCCAGCAGAUCAGCACCCCCGACGAUAAGAACGCCGAAGGCGACCUCAUUCGUCGUGCUAUUAAGCGCGGCUUCACUACUAAUACUACCGUGGGCACAGUCAGCAGAUUUAUGUCCUUCGUUCGUAGGUACUUCCCUACGGGCAAUUUAGAGUCUAUCGAGCUGCCGAUUCUCCCUCAUGAGAAAGAGGCUGGCACCUUCUCCAAGGGAGGCGAUUCUGGGUCCAUCAUUGUCUCCCCCAAGGGCGAGUUCAUUUCGUUGCUCACCGGUGGGUCUAACAAGGGAACCGAUGGCUCGGACAUCACCUACUCUACCGUCUUCGAAUGGGUCUGGGAGCUCGUGCGUGAAAAGUACCCAGGUGCGAGCCUCUACUGGGACGACAUUCAGGCAUUCUUGGCUGCCUAG
Coniophora puteana RWD-64-598 SS2 is the source of this 1668-nucleotide messenger RNA. RefSeq lists its product as uncharacterized. NCBI's taxonomy places the organism in Eukaryota, Fungi, Basidiomycota, Agaricomycetes, Boletales, Coniophoraceae. Bases 1 to 1668 code for a protein of 555 amino acids. The record is from RefSeq and is a predicted model, not a curated record. The transcript is spliced from 4 exons.